AAAUUUAACAAAAAAAAUUAACAUUUUAAAUUCGAUGAGCAAUGAAACCUCAACACAAAUUGCGGAUGUCUUUUCACCAAAAAAUUCGGCAUUGUAUACAAUUUCCCGUGUUUUGCUAAAUUCUUUGCUGUUUAAAAGUGCUAAUGAAGUUAAUGAAUUGAAGAAACAGCAAUACAUGGGGAUGGACUCCCUUGCUGACCGCAACAAACAAGUUAAAUGGAUUUUAAUGUUGGGACGUCGUUUUCGAUUGGGAUUGAGUACUAUAGGCUUAUCUAUUGCUAUUUUGGAUAAAAUUAUGAGAAUGGUUAAGGUUCAAGGAAAAUAUUUGCAUUGUGUAGCCGUUUCCUCCCUCGGUUUAGCAGUUAAAUUUCAUGAAGAGAUUGAUGCUGAAUCUGAAGCUUUUGAAGCAAACAGAGCUGCCGCAAUAAUUUUGGCUAUUCCUUCACCUGAACCUUUAAAUUCUGAUGAAUUGGCUGCUGAAAUUAGAGCACAAUCUGAAUUUUCCCAGAAGGAAUUAAAUCGAAUGGAGCGAACAUUACUUGCUAGACUUAGUUGGGAUUUGUUGUUGCCAAGUUUUGACCGCUUUUUGCAUGCAAUGUUGGCAGUUAUAGGAACUCCUCAUUUGGCUGUUUCGCGUAUUUUGCGUCGUAAUUUUGAGUUAAUUGUUUCAAAUGGACAUUUAGUUUGGUCCUAUUCUUCUUCUGUUUUAGCCCUCUCAACACUUUCGAUUAUGUUGGAAUUUACAACACAAGAAUGGAAAAGAAUUACCGAGUCGUUAACGAGUAUAUUUCAGAUAGACCCUUUCUGUCUUUUAAAAUGCCGCGAAGAUGCUGGGGAACUUUUACGAAAUCAUUAUUGGAUUAAAAGUCGUCAAAAACCUUUAAAUUAUAAUAUAUUAAUUCCAAUAAUUCCAACAAAUAAUUUAAUUAAAAUUAAAAGAGGAAAAAUUAGAGGUCAACAACAAAAUUAUUGUUUUGAUAAAAGUAAAAAUGAAAAUAAUUUAGGAGAGGAAGAAGAAAAAAUAGAAAAAUAA
Meloidogyne enterolobii is the source of this 1033-nucleotide messenger RNA. NCBI's taxonomy places the organism in Eukaryota, Metazoa, Nematoda, Chromadorea, Rhabditida, Meloidogynidae. The record is from the annotation of a GenBank genome assembly.